This is a messenger RNA of Branchiostoma floridae (Florida lancelet), 5826 nucleotides long. Its product is annotated as nucleolar protein 4-like. The transcript is spliced from 10 exons. Bases 487 to 2457 code for a protein of 656 amino acids. The record is from RefSeq and is a predicted model, not a curated record. NCBI's taxonomy places the organism in Eukaryota, Metazoa, Chordata, Leptocardii, Amphioxiformes, Branchiostomatidae.
AUUGAAAAUAUUUGUCUUUUUUCUUUUCUGUCCGGGGCUCCAGGUGGUCUAACAGCCUAGAAAAUACUUGGUAUCCCGCACAUCAAGGAGUGUGCUUCGCUCUGAGGAGACCAAUUAGAAAUUCCACUCCUGCGCGGCCCGGGAUGUGGAGGUAAAAGAGCUCCAAGAGGUAAAUGUGAUGCGUGCCCCGCCCCGGCCCAGCCAACCCGCGCCUGGAAUUUUUCGCCCCAGACAACUGAUGAGGAUAUAUUCGCCCACCUGAACCUUUUUGCAGGACGAAGGGUUCAAAACACCUGAGCCUGCCAGCGCCGGUCUGACAGCGCAAGCCUUCUCGCGCGUAGGGUUCUCUCCUUUUUUGGUUGUUGUUAUUGCCACAUUGCGUUCGGGACGGUAUUCGAAAAGAAUAUUAGAACCCCGUCCCACGCGUUGGGAAGUUCUAUUCCAAAUUCGACCGUACGAGGGAACACACUAGCGAGCCGAAACAAGAUGUCCGCAGCCGGGACAGUGGAGACACAACAACGGGACGGAGGAAAGUCCCAACGGGAGCACAUGUACCGUGAGUUUCAAACAUGGGCCGUCCAGACAUACGGCGACAGCGGCAAGACCAAAACGGUGACCCGGAAAAAGUACCGGCGCAUCAUGCGGUACCUCUCGGGCGACGAGAAGCCCACCACCGACAACGCUAAGUUCCGCUUCUGGGUGAAAUCCAAAGGGUUCGUGCUGUCCCCUAUGGGAAACAACAACGAUUCACCGAACAAGAAGGGGAUCCUCUACGUUCCUGUGAAAAAUCAGGACGUGAAGACUGGACAAGGCUUCAAGCGCGUGGCUGUGGUGGAGGACUUCUUCAGUAUUAUCUACAACAUGCACGUCAGCGCUCCGGAGGGGGAGGGCAGACCACCCAAACACGCGGGGCAGAAGAGAACGUACAGAGCGAUCGCGGAGACGUACGCCUUCCUGCCGCGUGAGGCGGUGACGCGGUUCCUGAUGUCGUGCCGGGAGUGCCAGAAGCGCAUGCAUCUCACAAACUCCGCCCAGGAGGAUCACGUGACCACAUCCAAGUCCUCACAGAUCAACUUCAACCUGCCAAUCAUGGAACAGGUGCUUCACCGGAAGGGCGAACAGGGCCAAGAGCAGGAUGCAACGUCGGUCUCCAGCGCAGACACAGACAACAGUGACAGCAACGCCGGCUCAGGGGACCUGGAUGUCACCUCUCCUAACGAACAGGAGGCAGACAAGACAUCCCAGCAGCCCAACGGCGUCCCCGCCAAGGAGGGCAAGUCAGAAAAUGAUUCAGGAUCAGAUGACAGCAGUGGAACGCCUGCGAGUCCCACUCCUCCAACCAACAAGCCAAUAGGGAAGGGCGUAACAGAAACAGCUGCCAGCAAGCAGCCAAUAGCCAGCCAGGACAGCAAGAAUGACGACAGCAUGGAACCAAUCAACUUGAGCGACAAGUCACCAAAGUCAGCGGAGUCGCGGAGUGUCCUGUCAGAAGGGCUGACAGGUCGGAGGUUGGAGGUGGAAGGUCAGAAAGGUCAUCGACCUGACCUCAGUGCCCAUGGCCACACCUACUCCCUCUUUGCAUGCCUGAAAGCAGCAGAUCAGGAGCCAAAAAGAAACGCGUCCCAUGCAUAUGACCGAACUCACUACCCUGAAUUGACUGCACAGUUAGAGGCACCCAUCAUCCCAGAGGACCUGUCUAUCAGCCGCCCCGAGUCGCGGGAUGAUGACGACGAUGAUGACAAUGAUGACAACGACAAGAUAAAUGACCAAGAUGUGGACCCAGAGAGACUGAAGGCCUUCAAUAUGUUUGUCCGUCUCUUCGUGGAUGAGAAUCUGGACCGGAUGGUGCCCAUCUCCAAGCAACCGAAGGAGAAGAUCCAAGCCAUCAUCGAGUCCUGCAACCGACAGUUCCCCGAGUUUAACGAGCGAGCCCGCAAGCGAAUCCGAACGUACCUUAAGUCCUGCAGAAGAAUGAAGCGCAACAAGGACUCCAAUGGGGUGGAAACUUUGAGACCCACCCCUCCCCACCUUACAUCCGCCAUGGCUGAGAGCAUCCUGGCAGCAGCCUGCGAGAGCGAAGCCAAGAGACAACAGGACCAACUCAAGGCCUUACACCAAGACGAGCCUCAAACAAAACGCAUGAAAACUGACCAUCAUCGGGAUGAGCCACCAGUGCUGGACUGCCACUCCGAACUUCUGCCUUACAACUCCACCUCCUACCCAAAUGGAACGUCCCGCCUUGGCCUGCACAGCUAUCCCAACUCACAGAGCUACCACCAGUCAACAGUCACAAAUGGUCCAACUGAUCUUAGUUUAAAGAAGAGUCCAUCCAAGAGCACCUUGAACCCCAAUGAAGUGGCAGCCAUCAAGCAGCUGAUUGCCGGCUACCGAGAGUCGGCGGCGUUCCUCUACCGUUCCGCGGACGAACUGGAGCAGCUACUCCUGCAGCAGAGCUAAGGUGGCGUAACGUGCCGGUAUUGUUGGGCCGUCCUGUGUGCAAUGUGGCAGUGCCUGUCUGGCAUUAACAGACGAGGAGUUUGCAGUUGACAAUGUAGGGUGUCCGUUGUGCAAUCACUUAGGUCCUGUUUUUACAACAGGGAGAGAGAGAUUGAAAUUGUUUACGUUGGUGUCUUCACCAAGAUAGAUACGUGUCUUGGGCAGGGAGGGAAAAAAUGGAAAAGAAUGGCUUGAAACCAAUUGUAUGUACGGCAAAUCAUGCCCGACAUUUACAAUUAUGGUGCCACCAAAUAUGGCCUCUGGACGAGAUUGCAUUACUCGAACUUGAGAGAACUUGAACUUGAGAAAACAUCACCAUCAAAGUGACUUUGACUUUGGAAUGUCUACCGACGUAGGGCUUGGAUAGCACUUUUUUUCACUGCUAUCCCUUGUACAAGCCCUCACGACAAAAAAGGUCUGACGAUUGUGCCUCCACAAAUUGAGAGAGAAACUUAGUAUGUAAUGUUCUAUAAUAGAGCAUUAGAGUACCUUCAAGGGUAUAGGUGUAUAUGUUGUUGAGACAUGUUAUAUAGGGAGAGAAAUACAGAAUAUGUCUAUGAGUACUUAUUGAGGGAAAACUUUGUGGCACCUCCUUUUUUGAAGAAUCUUCACACUUUGAUAGCUGCAAAUUCCAACCGCAUUGUUGGUUUAGUUUGGUAACCAAGGAAUGGGGAAAACUAGAUAUGAGUCUGUCAUAGGCAAAGCAGCAAGAGUUUCUUAGAUGGUAUAUUGUUGAUACCUGUAUCAGAAGAGAGAUGUGGUGGUUUGCAGAUAUGCUUUUGUAGAUAUGGUCUGAGCUCAUAAAUUUAUUGAUAUAAAGUAUAUGAAGCUGCACUUGGCCAAAAUGUCUAGUGAAAAUGGACGGUUUUGUAGAUAAUCAUCCAAAGAUUGUGUUCAGCAGAUGUGUAAUAUUCUAUUUUACAUGAAAAAUGCUGCCUCUACAUUAAUAUUGUUGACAAAUAUAUAUGAGAUGUCGUCUCAGAUGAUUUAAGGACACCUUAUCUAAUAUUUAUUUGCUUAUUUAUUUAUUUCUUGUUGAGUACAAAAUGUGAGAUAUAUAUUAUAUAUGAGCGUAAAAGGUUAGUUGAGAGUUGAAGUUUAUUGUUUGAGUUAUUGAAACGUCAUUCCAUAUUUGAGACUCAAAGUCCAAGUAUUUGUGAGUAAAGUUUUGUACAGCAAAAUGUUGUAUAAGUUGAGUUCAGCAUAUAUUAGAUACUAGUUUAAAAUGCCAUCAGAAAGCAGGUUUUGCCAAAUAAGACAUUCAAGCACUUAGAACAUUUGUGACCAUUCCUUAAACUUAAAGUUUGUACUUCCAAGCCACGUGCACGUGUGAGCCAGUUAAUCUUAUCUAAUGUCUUCAAACAAUGUCAAAACAAAAAGGAUGGACAUGGACAUUGUCAUUUUUCAUUAAUUUAUUACUUAACCCACUUCCAACAAUGAUAUCUUUAAUCUAGGAAUCAAACAUGGCAUGAAAUGUUUGGGAUUUCUGUAUUAGGAAAAAAGCUAAUGCUAGUUCACCUUUAUUUGCAGGGUAGCCAAUAUCCAUUGUUUUUAAAAACAGUAUUUGGGGAUAUCAAGUCAAUGGACAGUGUUUUCAAACAACAUUGCGAUAUUUUAAAAAUAUUUCAGUUUGAAACCAUUGUUUGUCGACUUGAUAUCUCUAUAGAUACCGUUUUCAAAAACAACGGAUAUAGGUUACCCCACAGGUAAAGGUGAACAAGCGAUGGGUGCUGCAAGAAAAAUUUUGAAUUGAAUCUAUCUGCCUAUUGCAGCUGUUUGUAUUAGCAACUUUUUGAUCAUAUGACAUUGUGUACCUUAUUUUGCUUGAUCCUGAACUUGAAAAGGCAAGCUUUGUACUUUUUAAGGGACCAAAUGACCAUUGGCUUCUACCAGCAGUAACCACCUAUAGUUAUGGAUUCUAAUAGAUACAAAAUGCAUCUCAUGAUCCACCUUUGAAACCAUGCUGUAUGUGACACAGACAAUGCAGUCUUAGUUCAAUUCAAACGUAGGUAAAUUCUGUACCAGCUUGCACAGAGGGGCAUCUGUUUGGUUUCUUUUGAUGAUUGUGCCACAAACCAUUUCAAAAUUUUAUCAUCUGCAACAAAAUUUUUUUUCAUCUUUUUUUUCAUACAUUUUUGAUGGAACACACAGAAAGGCACAUGCAGCCUGUUAAAUCUUAUUUCAAGCCACACUGAAAAGUUCUGUUUUCCAUCUGUACAUACACAUGUUUAAGAGAAGGCGUUCUAGCACCGUGGACAGGUACCACAUGGAAUGUACUACUUGUGAGAACUGCAUUGGCAAUCGCAAGUCACAUUCUUACCAUGUAUCCACUAGAAUCAAAUAGAUGCCUAAAAUGCUGUUUGACCAUGAGUUCACUUCUCAGUUUACAAAUAUGAUGUUUUCGUAGUUCAAAUGACCUUUGAACAUCAAGACUUAGUGUUUCACUACAUUUUCACCUUUUGCUUCUCUGAGUAUGCUUUGAAGUAAAAAUGGUCAAGAGCAAUGGUCAGUUACAUGUACUUAAUUGACAGUAAAACGGGUGGAGGUUCAUUCCAUAAUAGCUCUACAUUUAGCCUUUCAAGUAAAGGAUUUUAUUCAAUACUUUCCAAACUGGUGUGUAUGUAAGCAGUUUACAAAGAAAGUACAGUCGCAAGUCUAGCCAAUGACUUUUGCAUUGUCAAAUAGAUACAAAUGAAAUUGACACAAGAAUCUGCUGUUUCAAGAUAUAAUCUGUAAUCUUAUUUUCUACCAUUGGUAUGAAAAGAUCCGUGUGUACAUCUGAUUCAGUGUUUACUGGCUAUAAUCCUGUCCAAAACAAAUCUUGUACUUUGACAAAAAUUGUACUUAAACGCCAUGGUGUCAUUCAGGCUGACUAGUUAGUGAGAAGCAUACACAUUUAUAGGCGAGGGCUUCUGGUAUUUCUUCCAUUAUACAUAUCAUAGACUUAUCUAGAACUAUUGCUUGAGACAAAACAAUGGGUAAAGUGCUUAAGCACUAAAAGUAAAGACAAUUAUGAUUUACAGAUGGUAACACACUUGAAAACAUGUACUGAUGUUCCAUGAAUGUUCAAACCUUGCAAAGAUAGUAGCUUGGCUGGCAUUUCGGAAAAGACUGAAUGGAAGCGUUAUUUUGGUGCAUUCCAGGAACUUUAUUUUGCAUUUACCCUUAAUGGGUACAUUCCAGAAACUUUGUUGUGUAUUUAGCUUUAUGGUGUAUUUCAUUCAGGUGUCAAAGAAAGCUGUACAAUCAUUACAUUGUGGUAAGCUUCAUGUCAUUUUGAUGUUUUGAAAGGAAGAUGGCAUAUUAAAGAAGAGAAGACAAGAUGCUGCA